Messenger RNA from Caenorhabditis briggsae, 1491 nucleotides. Gene Ontology annotation, biological process: hermaphrodite germ-line sex determination; hermaphrodite somatic sex determination. The coding region runs from base 1 to 1491 and encodes 496 amino acids. The record is from RefSeq and is a predicted model, not a curated record. Gene Ontology annotation, molecular function: transmembrane signaling receptor activity. NCBI's taxonomy places the organism in Eukaryota, Metazoa, Nematoda, Chromadorea, Rhabditida, Rhabditidae. The transcript is spliced from 3 exons. Gene Ontology annotation, cellular component: plasma membrane.
AUGGAAGCUCUUGCUCCAAACCUACCACAAAUCGAGAAUGACGGCACUCUCUUCAAAAAACCUCUGCCACCAGCUCACUUCAAAAGAUACAAGGCGAGUAGACAACUAAGGAAGAAAAUACGGAAACGGGAGCCAAAAACUAUUCAUCUGCCGCUCAAUAUUAACGCGCUUCUGUUUUUUGCCAAGCGUGCAAAAACCGAACAGCUGAAGCUAUUCCCUAUGAAACUAGGAAUGAUCUGUGUGAUCGGAAACCACAGCGUCAGUAUUCCCAAAGUGAUCAUCGACGAGUAUAAAUCGUACCUAGAUAAAGUGAAACUAGUUAAAAUUCAGAAUGCGAUAAACAACUUGAUUGCUCGAUCCAGUGGAAGAGUUACCGUGGAACAUGAGGAAAAAGAAAAUGAGGAUGAUAAUAUGGAAGAGGGAGAAAUUUUCCAAAAUGAAGAAGGUGAAGAGGAGUUUGAGGAGGGCGAAGAUGAAAUCCAAGAGGAGGAAGAUGUGGAUAGUGAUGGCGAGAUCGACGAGGAGUUGGAAGCUGUGGUUCGGGAAUUGGAAAGGAAACGUAUAGAGAAAUUGAAAAUUGAAUGUGCAGCUCCAGCGGCCAAGGAAGAACAAUUUUCGGAAGCUGCAAAUAACCCAACAGAAGCUCCGACAACUCAAGGAUACUGGACUCCACAGCUAGUGUCCGCAAAUGCAGCUACUACCCCAUUGAUUAACGUACCCAAUGAUGGUUGGGAUAUGAGCAGCGCUAGCGUGUUUCGAUCGAUUACAAUCAAUGAAAAAAAGUUCUUUUCAUUUGUGAACUUGAGAGUAAAACUCCAACUGUUUUACAAAAACAGCAAAAGAAGGGAGAAUCCAGCACCACUUCAAAGAAUUCUCGAUGUUAAAGAUUAUAUGACGGAAGAAAUGAAGAAAUCUGAUGGAAGAAGUUUGAUUGAUUUAGCCGAGUCCAUACUUAAGGAGAUGGGUCAAAUGAAAGUAGGGGAAACGAUUGAUGCUAAUAUUUUCAACACGCAUUUCUUCUUGGUGCAAAUCAAAGUUCCUAACGGAGCAACCUAUGUGAGAGAUCUGAAUCGAUGCCACGAUCGGAUACCCGUCCUGGAUCCACCUAUUAUGUACGAAAUGGUUGAAAAUGAGAAAGUAUCUCCCCACACAGGACCACACCCUCGAGCUGACAAAUACCCUCCUGGCUUCUCAUAUGCAAUGAUUGAGUACUGUGAAGACCCUUAUUGGAUGCAUCCAUUGAUAGUCCAGUCAUCUGGAAUAAAAGCGCCCACACGUCCGUCCGAUCACGAAGAACAAAUGCGAGAACUCUUCACAGUCCCUCCAUUCGAUUCAGACCCUGAGCAAGUUCCUGGAGUUAGUGUCAUCCCCAUCCCUCAAGAGGCUUUGGAUCUGCAGUAUGCUCGAAGAGAUGCAUUUCGUCGAGAACAAGCAGCAGCAGCAGCCGAAAACGACAAUGCAGGUUUAGAUGGAGAAGAACAUGAUGAUUAG